Messenger RNA from Linum trigynum, 228 nucleotides. NCBI's taxonomy places the organism in Eukaryota, Viridiplantae, Streptophyta, Magnoliopsida, Malpighiales, Linaceae. The record is from the annotation of a GenBank genome assembly.
AUGCUUUGUUUCAACUUCCAACCUAGCCGACGACGAAGAAGGUUUAAAUCGAAGGCCACACGUUCCCUCUGCCUCGCUCUACUCUGUUCCAGCCUAGCUUACGAGGAAGAAGAUGAAAUCGACAAAGAAGGGGCAGAGGUGAUGGCGGCGACCGGGAAGGCUGUGGCGGGAAUAAGUAGCGCAGCCGUCGACGAGAGGGGUGGGCAGACACGCCGGCGAGAGAGGUAG